Astrephomene gubernaculifera is the source of this 1092-nucleotide messenger RNA. The record is from the annotation of a GenBank genome assembly. Lineage: Eukaryota; Viridiplantae; Chlorophyta; Chlorophyceae; Chlamydomonadales; Astrephomenaceae.
ACACGGUGCACAAUUCGUCAGACGCACUAGGGCUUAGAGACACUGAUGGCGGCAGUUGGCCUGCCAAUUGAAAUCCGGAACGAUUAAAAGUCCAUUGGUCGCGAAGUGCGUCUAUCAAGGAAGACUUGCUAUUGCUCCAAGGCGAAGCUGGUAUUACAGUGCUAUAUAGGAAGCUAAGAGCUUUGACCAUUCAUAAGGAAUUUGUAGCUACAUGCCUUCUCGCUGCUUGUUUCUAUAACCGUUUCUGCCGUUUCUUGAAUACAUAAUGCAGAUGUCUAGUUGUCUACCUUGACUUUGGGUAUAGAUGUGAGCAACCUCCCAUUCGUCGGCGCUAGCAAUUCUACCCUAGGGACGCCCAGGAACUAAUACCUCGCUUAAAAAUGAAGCUGAAGGAGCUUCACGCGUUGAUGCAGGACAUUGCGCCCUUCUCCCGCCCCAAGCCCGAGCUGGAGCAGUACCCCACCGGGCCGCACCUGGCCUCCCGCCUGCUCUUCGCAGUGGACUCCUCCUACGAUGAGCUGGCGGGGCGGACCGUGGUGGACCUGGGGUGUGGCACGGCCAUGCUGUCCAUCGGUGCCGCGCUGCUGGGUGCUCGCCACGUGGUGGGGCUGGACGUGGACGUCGAGGCGCUGCAGACGGCGGCGGAGAAUGUGGCGCAGUUUGGAGGGGGUGACGAUGAUGAUGAGGAGGAGGAUGAGGAGGAGCAGCGGCUGCCGAUAGACUUACUGCUCGCGGACGUGCGGGAGCUGCCGCUGCGGCUGCCGCUGCUGCGAGCCGACACCGUGCUCAUGAACCCGCCCUUUGGAACCAAACAAAAGGGAGUGGACAUGGCCUUCCUGCGCGCCGCCUUCUCCGUGUCACGGCACUCGGUGUACUCGCUGCACAAGAGCUCCACACGCGAGUACAUCGCAAAGAUGGCGAAGCGCGACCUGGGUGCAGUGAGUGCUGAGGUGCUGGCUCAGCUGCGGUACGACCUGCCCGCCACCAUGAAGUUCCACAAGCAGCGCAGUGUGGACAUCGAGGUGGACUUGUGGAGGUUUGAGGUGGGGGAGGGAAGCGCGGAGGCGGCUCGGAGGGCGUGUGAGGAGCAGC